This is a messenger RNA of Talaromyces proteolyticus, 924 nucleotides long. RefSeq lists its product as uncharacterized. The coding region runs from base 1 to 924 and encodes 307 amino acids. The transcript has a single exon. The record is from RefSeq and is a predicted model, not a curated record. Lineage: Eukaryota; Fungi; Ascomycota; Eurotiomycetes; Eurotiales; Trichocomaceae. Gene Ontology annotation, biological process: thiamine biosynthetic process.
AUGCAACGUUUCCACCUUACCGCCACUGGGCACAAUAUCAACUAUCUUCCCCAAUACAUUGCAGAACGGCAUGGUUUCUUCCAAGAGCAGGGACUCGACGCCACCUUCUCAAUACCCCAGCCCUGGGAUGGCGUGCUGGAUGAUCUUGCUGAAGGCACAGCUGACAGUGCACUUGGCGGUAUCUGGGUCCCGACAAUGUACCAUAAUCGGGUGACGAACUACACAGUUUUCGCGCAAAUCGCGAAUCGCUGUCCUCUCGCUCUCAUAAAGCGAGGCCCUAGUCAAGACUUCAAGCUGGCCGAUGUGGCCGGGGCCACGGUGCUGAUGAAAUCAGGCGGCGGGGCUAGCGUUGGUCUUUUUUUCAAGAUGCUACUGCGCGAAAACAGCAUCGACCCGAAGUCGGUGGACUAUAUCCAAGAUCUCGACGGCGUGAUGCUGGGAAACCUGUUCCAAGGCGGUAUGGGUGAUUAUUUUGUAACCGAUAUCCUCUCUGCUCGCACCAUGGCGGAUCGUAAUCCCAACGUCUCGGUUGCGAUGGAGAUGGUCUCGCAAGGCGAUGUGCCUUGGAGCGUGUAUUACCGGGAAACCGCAACGAUCACGGAUGAGGUACUCGAUAAGCAGAAGCGGUUCUUAGCGGCCCUUGCUAAGGGCAUCGACUGGGUGCUCCAGCGUGACGCAGAAUCGUUUAAAAAUGAACUGGCCGAACUGUUUCCCACGGUGCCAGUCCAGGUCGCCGUGGAUGUGACCAACACAUUUCGUCACAACAGUAUGUGGACAUCUCCUCUUAUACCUCGCGGGGGAUUCGACCGGUGGCAGCUAGGGCUCGUUGGGGCCCGCCUCGUCAAAGAUCCUCUUGCAUACGAAACGCUGAUCAACGAUGUACCUGUGCUUGCAGCGUUGAAGGCCAAAAGUGAUCAGUCAUAA